This is a messenger RNA of Sphaerulina musiva SO2202, 597 nucleotides long. RefSeq lists its product as uncharacterized. Lineage: Eukaryota; Fungi; Ascomycota; Dothideomycetes; Mycosphaerellales; Mycosphaerellaceae. Gene Ontology annotation, cellular component: preribosome, large subunit precursor; nucleolus. The record is from RefSeq and is a predicted model, not a curated record. Gene Ontology annotation, biological process: ribosomal large subunit biogenesis; intracellular mRNA localization. The transcript has a single exon. The coding region runs from base 1 to 597 and encodes 198 amino acids. Gene Ontology annotation, molecular function: mRNA binding.
AUGGCCCCCAAACAGAAUCGCGUUACGAGGCCCAGCAGUGGACCCAAGCGUACUCCAUCGAAGUCGUCUUCCGCCAGCGGCCCGCCGACCAAAUCAAAAAAGCCCGGCAAGAAAGCGCCUCCGGUGAAGACGAACAAAGCAGUAAAGCAAGGCACGGCAAAAUCGAAGCUUCCCCCUCACAAGCGGUACACAGAGUCGGAAUUGAAAGUGCCGCAGCUCAAUGGAAUCAUCCCCGCAGGUGUCUCUAAACCUCCAAAUCAGAAGAAGGGCAAGGUCUUCGUGGAUGACAAGGAAAGCAUGAACGUGAUCAUGGCCAUGGUCAUGGCGGAGAAGGAAGGCAAUCUCGAGAGUAAGAUGAUGAAGACCAGACAGCUGGAGGAGGUCCGGGCGGCGAAGUUGGCGGAAGCUGAGAAGAGAGUUGCGGGCAAGAAAUCUGAGAUGGAAGAUCGGAAAGCCAACAUCAAGACCGAGGGCAAGAAGAGCAAGAGACGUCGGAGUGACAGAGAUGGCGAUGGCGAGGAUGGCGAUCGAAGCAACAAGAAGGUUGACGAUGGUUCGAAGAAGGUGAAGCUGAGAAAGCGUGUCAGCUUCGGUUGA